Messenger RNA from Lipotes vexillifer (Yangtze River dolphin), 1434 nucleotides. RefSeq names its product glycerol-3-phosphate dehydrogenase 1 like (gene GPD1L). Gene Ontology annotation, molecular function: NAD binding; protein homodimerization activity; oxidoreductase activity, acting on the CH-OH group of donors, NAD or NADP as acceptor. Gene Ontology annotation, biological process: glycerol-3-phosphate catabolic process; carbohydrate metabolic process. The transcript is spliced from 8 exons. The coding region runs from base 107 to 1162 and encodes 351 amino acids. NCBI's taxonomy places the organism in Eukaryota, Metazoa, Chordata, Mammalia, Artiodactyla, Lipotidae. Gene Ontology annotation, cellular component: cytosol. The record is from RefSeq and is a predicted model, not a curated record.
AGCCUCAGCCGGUUCAGGCCGAGCGGGAGGAGGCGGAGGCGGAGCGGGCGGAGGCGGGCGGCCGGCCAGGGAGGCGCGCGCCGGUCUCCUGCGUUCCGGCCUGGCCAUGGCAGCGGCGCCCCUGAAAGUGUGCAUCGUGGGCUCGGGGAACUGGGGUUCAGCUGUUGCAAAAAUAAUUGGUGAUAAUGUCAAGAAACUUCAGAAAUUUGCCUCCACGGUCAAGAUGUGGGUCUUUGAAGAAACGGUUAAUGGGAGAAAACUGACAGACAUCAUAAAUAAUGACCAUGAAAAUGUAAAAUAUCUCCCUGGACACAAGCUGCCAGAAAACGUGGUUGCCGUUGCGAACCUCGGCGAGGCCGUGCAGGACGCAGACCUGCUGGUGUUUGUCAUCCCCCACCAGUUCAUCCACCGGAUCUGUGAAGAGAUCACAGGGAGGGUGCCCAAGGAUGCGCUGGGCAUCACCCUCAUCAAGGGCAUAGACGAGGGUCCUGAGGGGCUGAAGCUCAUUUCUGACAUCAUCCGAGAGAAGAUGGGCAUUGACAUCAGCGUGUUGAUGGGAGCCAACAUUGCCAAUGAGGUGGCCGCUGGGAAGUUCUGCGAGACCACCAUCGGCAGCAAGGUAAUAGAGAACGGCCUUCUCUUCAAAGAACUUCUGCAGACUCCAAAUUUUCGAAUUACAGUGGUGGAUGACGCAGACACGGUUGAACUGUGCGGUGCUCUGAAGAACAUCGUGGCCGUGGGAGCCGGGUUCUGCGACGGCCUCCGCUGUGGCGACAACACCAAGGCCGCUGUCAUCCGCCUGGGGCUCAUGGAAAUGAUCGCCUUUGCCAGGAUCUUCUGCAAGGGCCAGGUGUCCACGGCCACCUUCCUGGAGAGCUGCGGCGUGGCUGAUCUGAUCACCACCUGCUAUGGGGGCCGGAACCGCAGGGUGGCCGAGGCCUUUGCCAGGACCGGAAAGACCAUCGAAGAAUUGGAGAAGGAGAUGCUGAAUGGGCAGAAGCUGCAAGGACCUCAGACUUCGGCCGAGGUGUACCGCAUACUCAAACAGAAGGGGCUGCUCGACAAGUUUCCGUUGUUCACUGCGGUGUACCAGAUCUGCUACGAAGGCAGGCCCGUUCAAGAGAUGUUGUCUUGUCUCCAGAGCCAUCCAGAGCAUAUAUAAAGUGAAUCUUGAAACCUGUCAGGGAAAGGCCUGCCUUUGCAGUCAUUUGGAUUCAGAUGGAAAACCGGGACUUGGCAACAAGAUGUUUGCUUGACCGUAAUCCCAUCAUGGAUGUGUAUGAAUUUUUACAGGUUCAUUUUUGAAUUGCGAGAUGAAGUUCAUUGGCUAAGAUGUUACUGGGCAACAUCUAGACGCACAUAUAUGAACGUGUGAGUGUGUGUUCCUUUUUCAUUCUGUGGAUAUUUCUAUGAACCAAAAUUAAAGGCCCUUUU